AGAGAACCGCCAUGAAGAGAGAAGGGGGUGCCGCCCACCUCAGCUCCGACAGCCUCCCUGAGUCCCAGCAGCAAGACGGCAACCACGCACCCAACUUCGCCUGCCACAGCCCAUGCCGCUGUCGCCAGCGGCGCCGACAUGACAAGGCGCUGCAUGCCCGCUAGGCCAGGUUUCCCCUCAUCCCCAGCCCCGGGGUCAUCGCCCCCGCGCUGCCAUAUGAGACCUGGUAGUACCACCCCUGCUGCAGCGGGAAAGAGAACAGAGAGUCCUGGGGACAGGAAUCAGUCGAUCAGAGAUUUCUUCAAACCAGCUACAAAACAAGACAGACAUAUGUUGGAUUCGCCACAGAAAUCAAACAUCAAAUAUGGAGGAAGUGGAUUGUCCUUUACUGGGUCAGAGAAGUUUGAAAGGAAGUUACCCUCAACAAAAAAAUCCAAACCCAAAAGGAUGCCAUCAGAGAAGAGCCCUAUUUUACAGGCUUUCAUGAAAGAUGUUAAAGAGCACCAUAAAGAUAAUGGUGUACAUGAAUCACGGCGGCCUUGUGUGUCACUAACUACCAAAUUUUCAAAGGGGGUUACAAAGGUCUAUGUUCCUUCUUCAUAUUGCUUGUCAAAAGAGAUGAAGGCACAAAAGAAAAAACAUCGCUCUCCAGAGAGAAGGAAGUCCAUGUUCAUUCAUGAAAAUAGCAGGAAGCAGAGUGAUAGAAAUCGAGAUAAAACUAAUGCAGAUGCCAAAAAGCAAGCCAGAGUGGCAGAAGCAGACAUCUUCAAGAACAGCUCCAGAAGUCUUAGCAGGAGCAACCUGUCUAGACACCACUCAGGAGAAAGCCCACUUGGAGCUAAGUUUCAGUCAUCAUUAGCGUCUUACCGCAGAGAAAGAGAGCUAAAGAAGAUGAGAAAGGAGCAAAUUAAGCAGAGAAUCAACUCAGAAAAUUCCUUCUCAGAAACAAGCAAUCUUUCCUUAAAGUCUUCUGGUAUAGGAAGAAAAUUUAAAUCAAGGCAGGAACAAAGCAAGCAGAACAGUGUCAUACCGGGAAAAAGUAAUCUUUCAAACCUGGAAAAUGGACAUCUCUCAAGAAAAAGAUCCUCUUCUGAAUCGUGGGAACCUGCUUCAGCAGGCUCUAAGAAUAAAUUUCCUGACAAGAGAAAAAGGAAUUCUGUGAACUCAGAUCUGAAAAGCACAAGGGAAUCUAUAAUACCAAGAGUAAAAGAGCCCCUCCUCGAUAAGCAUCGUGGCGGACCACAUCGGAGAGAGGAGUUUAUAAAACACAUUGCCCUGAAGACACCUGGAGAUGUACUGCGCUUGGAAGAUAUCUCCUCCAAGGAACUGAAUCAUGAAGCUGAUUGCUCCUCUGCAGGCUUGGCUCCUUCACAUUCUAGCCACCAUUGUUCCAGAAAUAGUGACCAGAUCUGUGUGGCAAGUACCAAAGAGACUAAGAUGCAGAAACCCCACUUACCUUUACCUCAGGAAAAAUCUGCAGUUAAAAAAGCUAGCAACCUUCAGAAAAAUAAAACUGCUAGCUCUGUGACAUCAGAGGAGACAAAUCUUCUCCCCUUAUCUUCCCACGUUCCAAGUACUGGUUCCUCUCGGGAACUAUUAAAUGCAAAAAUUUACACUCUUCCAGUCUCUAAAAAAGACAAAGAGCGUUCCUCCUCUAGAGAAUGUUCUGGGCAUGCUACCGAGUCCUCCAAACACAAGGAACACAAAGCAAAGACUAAUAAAGCUGAUUCUAAUAUAUCUUCAGGGAAAGUUUCUGGGGAAUCUUUGCAUUCAGAAUAUGGCACUCCUACCAAGUCUCCUCCGGCUGCUUUGGAAGUUGUGCCAUGUAUCCCAAACUCUACUGCUCCUUCAGAUAAAGAGAGUGCAGGAAAUUCUAAUACAGGUAGCAGUGCACUGAAAAGAAAACUAAGGGGUGAUUUUGAUAGUGAUGAAGAAAGCUUAGCUUACAACCUAGACAGUGAUGAGGAAGAGGAAACAUUAAAAUCACUGGAAGAAAUAAUGGCUUUGAACUUCAGUCAAACUCCUGCAACCACAGGAAAAUCUCCUGCUGUUCCCAAGGGGCUUAGGUCUCAGUCAUCCGAUUAUACAGAACGUGUUCAUAGUGGAACUUACACAAAUACUUUAGAGCGUCUAGUGAAGGAGAUGGAAGACACUCAAAGACUAGAUGAACUACAGAAGCAGCUACAGGAAGAUAUAAGGCAAGGCCGAGGCAUUAGAUCCCCACUCAGAAUUGGAGAUGAAGACAGUACAGAUGAUGAGGAUGGCCUCUUAGAAGAACACAGGGAAUUCUUAAAGAAAUUUUCGGUUACGAUGGAUGCUAUUCCUGAUCAUCAUCCGGGUGAAGAAAUAUUUCAUUUCCUCAAUUCUGGAAAAAUUUUUAAUCAACAUACGCUGGAUUUAAGAGACUCUGGUUUUAUUGGACAAAGUGCUGUUGAAAAGCUUAUUCUUAAAUCAAGAAAAACCGAUCAGAUUUUUUUGACAACACAAGGCUUCCUUACUUCUGCUUAUCACAAUGUCCAGUGUCCUAUACCUGUAUUAAAGUGGCUGUUUCGGAUGAUGUCAGUUCAUACAGACUGUAUUGUGUCUGUGCAAAUUUUAAGUACAUUGAUGGAAAUAACAAUUAGGAAUGAUCUCUUCAAUGAUUCACCAACUUGGCCCUGGAUUCCAUCAUUAUCUGAUAUAGCAGCUGUGUUUUUCAAUAUGGGGAUUGAUUUUAGAUCUUUGUUUCCUCUUGAAAAUCUUCAGCCAGACUUUAACGAAGACAAUCUAGUUUCAGAAACACAGAUGACCUCAGUGGGGAAGGGAACUGAAGAGUCGUCUUAUAAGCCAAUUUUUUCAACUCUUCCUGAAGCCAAUGUUUUAAAUGUGGUUAAGUUUCUAGGCUUGUGUACAUCUAUACAUCCAGAAGGUUAUCAGGAUCAUGAAAUAAUGUUGCUGAUUUUAAUGUUGUUUAAAAUGAGUUUGGAAAAACAGCUGAAACAGAUUCCUCUAGUGGACUUCCAAAGCCUCAUGAUAAAUCUUAUGAAAAACAUCAGAGAUUGGAACACAAAGGUGCCUGAUCUUUGUGUAGCCAUAAAUGAACUCUCCAGUCAUCCCCACAACCUUCUGUGGCUGGUACAGCUCGUUCCUAACUGGACAUCACGUGGAAGGCAACUGAGACAGUGCCUCAGUCUAGUGAUUAUUUCAAAGCUUUUGGAUGAGAAACAUGAAGAUGUCCCUAAUGCCAAUAAUAUGCAGAUAACAGUUCUAUAUCACUAUCUUGUACAAAUGAAGCCUUCUCAUUUACUAAAGAAAAUGGUUUUGAAGAAAAAGACUGAACAACCAAAUGGCACCAUUGAUGAGAGUCUUCAUUUGGAGCUUGAAAAGCAGGCCUAUUAUCUGACCUACGUUCUUCUUCAUUUAGUCGGUGAAGUUAGUUGCUCUCAUUCGUUUUCUUCUGGACAACGGAAACACUUAGUGCGACUCUGUGGGGCUUUGGAAAAGCACGUUAAGUGUGAUAUUAGGGAAGACCCAAAACGUUUUUAUAGAACUAAGGUGAAAGACUUGGUUGCCAGGAUACAUGGAAAAUGGCAAGAAAUAAUCCAGAACUGCCAGCCUACUCAGGGGCAGCUUCAUGACUUCUGGGUACCAGAUUCGUAA
Molecule: messenger RNA, 3639 nt
Organism: Chrysochloris asiatica (Cape golden mole)
Lineage: Eukaryota; Metazoa; Chordata; Mammalia; Afrosoricida; Chrysochloridae
Gene: SLF2
Product: family with sequence similarity 178, member A
Exons: 20
Coding region: 139-3639 (1166 amino acids)
Biological process (GO): protein localization to site of double-strand break; DNA damage response; positive regulation of double-strand break repair
Cellular component (GO): nucleus; site of double-strand break
Source: RefSeq, a predicted model, not a curated record